GUAGAAUACAAUAUUUAACCUAGCGGAGCGAGAUAUCACCGAGUACACUCAGCACCUGCUUUGAAAGUGAACAUUCGCUUAAAGGCUAAGCGAUGCUACUCUUUGAUAGAGUCUGUUGCAUUUCCAAAUGGUUCCAGAGGCGACCGUGUAUUAUUUGCUCGAAGCGGUGUAGGCGAGAUGUUUUACAUUUCUGCCAACACAGCUAUUGCAAGGAUUGUACAGUAAGGUGGAUUGAAAUGGUGAUAGCAGGUGACAUCCGAGAGAUCUCAUGUUGUGGAAAAGUACUGGACUCAAGUAUGCUACGCAAUUUUGUUCCGUCGAAGAUUGCUGCACAAUACAAGAGAGCUGUUAAACUGAGAAAGCUUGGUGGGAUAGUAUGCCCCCAAUGUUUGCAGAAGCCAAUUUCUGAGUGCGUCGAACCGACGACGGAUUCGCAAUUUCCAAGUCCUGAGAAUAAGCUCAAUUGUAGGCUGUGUGCAAAAUCAUUCGUACUCCCGGCAGCAGAAUUAGAUGAUUUCCUUGCCUUGGAAAUAGCUGCGGUAAUUCACGGUUGGAAACGGUGUCCAGGUUGCACUACAUUGAUUGAGAAAAUCGAGGGCUGUAAUCACAUGAGCUGCAUUUGCGGCAUCUCAUGGUGUUACGCUUGUGGAGAUAUGUAUGGCGAAGUCGACCAUGAUACCUGCUAUAAUCUCUGAGAGUGGCAAGCGGGAAUAAUCGAUACCAUUUGGACUACACAUUAAAUAUAAUCGUAAAGUGUGUACUUUUUCUAAAUAUAAAACAUAAACUGAAGUGAGCAUGCCAUGAUUUCACACGAUACCCUUGAGAACUGAUGCCAUACAACCACGCCUUAUACGGCGGCACAUGUUCACGGG
This is a messenger RNA of Sphaeroforma arctica JP610, 872 nucleotides long. RefSeq lists its product as hypothetical. Gene Ontology annotation, biological process: ubiquitin-dependent protein catabolic process; protein polyubiquitination; positive regulation of proteasomal ubiquitin-dependent protein catabolic process. Bases 93 to 695 code for a protein of 200 amino acids. The record is from RefSeq and is a predicted model, not a curated record. Lineage: Eukaryota; Ichthyosporea; Ichthyophonida. The transcript has 5 exons. Gene Ontology annotation, molecular function: ubiquitin conjugating enzyme binding; ubiquitin protein ligase activity. Gene Ontology annotation, cellular component: ubiquitin ligase complex; cytoplasm.